Cyprinus carpio (common carp) is the source of this 1917-nucleotide messenger RNA. RefSeq names its product gastrula zinc finger protein XlCGF57.1-like. Lineage: Eukaryota; Metazoa; Chordata; Actinopteri; Cypriniformes; Cyprinidae. The record is from RefSeq and is a predicted model, not a curated record. Gene Ontology annotation, molecular function: DNA-binding transcription factor activity, RNA polymerase II-specific; RNA polymerase II transcription regulatory region sequence-specific DNA binding. The transcript is spliced from 2 exons. Gene Ontology annotation, cellular component: nucleus. Gene Ontology annotation, biological process: regulation of transcription by RNA polymerase II. The coding region runs from base 356 to 1600 and encodes 414 amino acids.
AGUGUUUUUGUCUAAUCAGAUCAGUUAAGUCCAUUAACUCUCUGACUGGCUCCCUAAGCAGUGUGCUGACUACUGAGCUAGUGGCCUGUAGCUCGGAGCCGGCUCAGUUUUUAAUCAGGUAAUGUUCAGUUUGAGCAGACUCUGAGUUGACACAAGGGUUAUAUCAAGCUUUGUGAGCGCACUGAUCCUGAUCUAAACCAGGCUGUGCUUUAUCAGGUCGUCAACUCUGAGUUUGUUCAUCUGGCUUCGUGCUACAGGCCACAGGGAGCUGAUUGAGUUUGAUUUAUUUCUGUCUGUUAAUGAUUCUGAUCUCAAACACACAGAGAAACUCCUGCUGAAGCACACUGUUAUAAAGAUGGAGUUUAUUAAAGAGGAGAGUGAAGACCUGAAGAUUGAAGAAACACUCAAACAUGAAGAUACUGACGAACACACAGAGAUAGCGUUUAUUAAAGAGGAGACCGAAGACGUGGAGAAUGAAGUCAAACAUGAAGAUACUGACGAACAGACAGACCUGAUGCCAGUGAAAGAAGAGAGUCAAGGACUGAAUGAAAUGGAAGAGAAAAAUCAGUAUGAGAAAUGCCAUGAUUUACUGACUGUGGAAAAAUCUUUGAGUUCCUUGCAGACUCAUGAAACAGAAACUACAAACCUUAAAGUCCAGAUGAGAGUACAUACUAAAGCGAGACCUUUCACCUGUCAACAGUGUGGGAAGAGUUUUGCACUGAAAGGAACUCUUAACAUUCACAUGAGAGUUCACACUGGAGAGAAGCCUUACUCCUGUCAACAGUGUGGGAAACGGUUUGCACUGAAAGGAGAUCUUAAAAGUCACUUGAGAGUUCACACUGGAGAAAGGCCUUACUCCUGUCAACAGUGUGGAAGGAGUUUUGCACUGAAAGGAAAUCUGAAUAGCCACAUGAGAGUUCACAUGAGAGAGAGUUUCACCUGCCAGCAGUGUGGAAAAGGGUUCAGUCAAAAACAGAGCCUUGAAAUCCACUUAAAAAUCCAUGCUGGAGAGAAGCCGUUCAAUUGCCCUCAGUGUGGAAAGAGUUUUGAACAGAAACAAAACCUUAAUGUCCACAUGAGAACUCACACUGGAGAGAAGCGUUUCGCCUGCAAACUGUGUGAGAAGAGCUUCACACGAAAAGAAACUUUCAAGGGUCACAUGGCAAUUCACAAGGGAGAGAAUCCUUUUGAUUGUUGUCAGUGUGGAAAGAGUUUCAGAUAUAAAAGAAACCUUAAGCAUCACAUGAGGAUUCACUCUGGAGAGAAACGUUUAGAUGUCACUGACAGAAAUCACCGUAAGAAUCGUGUUCAUCACAUUGCAGAGAAGCGUCACACAUGCCCUCACUGUGAAAAGAGUUUCACACAAAGAGCAAAGCUGGAGGAGCACAUAAGAAUUCACACUGGAGAGAAGCCUUUCACCUGUCCUCAGUGUGGAAAGAGCUUCACAAUUAAAGGAAACCUUAGGAUUCACAUCAGAGUUCACACUGGAGAGAAACCUUACAAGUGUCCUCAGUGUGAAAAGAGCUUCACAUAUCACACAGACCUGAAACGACAUGUGCAAACUCAUUCUGUAAAGAUAAUUCUGAUUUCCACAGUGUGACAAGGUUUAGAAAAACGAGGCAAUAGGAGAUGUUUAUCUUUGAGAAAACAAUGUUACUUUCACACACCACAGCUGCAAGUGAGCUUCAUCUGAUUUAACUUUGACUACUUUUUUUUAUUUGUCUGUCCUUUUACCUCUUUAUUCUUCACCUGACCAUCUUCUUUGCUAUAGUUUCAAAUAUUGAGCAGACACCCUUUAAUUUAGACCAGGGGACGGCAAUCAAUAGAGAAAACUGCAUACCAGUGUUCAUUUUGAGGUCCUCUGCACAAUCUGACUUUGCUGCAGCCUGGAAUUGAACUGCUGGUUUCGUCUGGCUA